CUUCUUCUCUCUCUCUCUCCGUCUCUCUCUCUACCUCACACUCUCUCUCGCUCUCGCUCUCGCUCUCGCUCUCUCCAGCUCUCUCUUCUUCUCUCUCUCUCGCUCUCUUUCUCCACCUCCCUCUCUCUCCUGCUGCUGUCUGGUCAACGGGCUGUGCAUUUGGGACUUGCGUUUUACGGACUGUGAUUGCGUGCGUGAGCGUGCACGUGAGCUUGCACGGCGGUCUGGAGGAACUAAGGGACUUGUGUCUGAGGACUGUGUUGAUGAUGAUGGCGUUGAGGAAGAGGAUGACGACGCCGAAGAUGAUACUGACUGAGCGUUGAUCAUCGCAACAAGCACGCACGUCCUGUCACUUUCUCCGUCCCUGAGGGGUGUGCGUGUGUUUUGGGGUCCGUGUGCUGCCUCCUAAUCCUCCUCAAACCUCCGAGACCUGCACUCCUCCUUUCUCUCCCCCUCCCUCUCCCUCUCUCCCUCUCACUGUCGCCUGUUUCCAGCCGUGGCUGCCAUGCCCGGGUUUUAGGCUGAAGAAUGUGGAGGCAACAUUUUCCAGGUAUCCGACCCCAGAUCAUGAACGGGCCCAUGCACCCGCGCCCCCUGGUGGCGCUGCUGGACGGGCGUGACUGCACCGUGGAGAUGCCCAUCCUCAAAGACCUGGCCACUGUGGCCUUCUGCGACGCCCAGUCCACACAGGAGAUCCACGAGAAGGUGCUGAACGAGGCGGUGGGGGCCAUGAUGUACCACACCAUCACGCUGACCCGCGAGGACCUGGAGAAGUUCAAGGCGCUGCGCAUCAUCAUCCGCAUCGGCAGCGGCUACGACAACAUAGACAUCAAGGCGGCAGGAGAGCUGGGCAUCGCGGUGUGCAACAUCCCGUCGGCGGCGGUGGAGGAGACGGCCGACUCCACGCUGUGCCACGUGCUGAACCUGUACCGCCGCAACACCUGGCUGUACCAGGCGCUGCGCGAGGGCACGCGCGUCCAGAGCGUGGAGCAGAUCCGUGAGGUGGCGUCCGGCGCCGCACGCAUCCGCGGCGAGACGCUGGGGCUCAUCGGCUUCGGGCGGUCGGGCCAGGCGGUGGCGGUGCGCGCCAAGGUGUUCGGCUUCAACGUCAUCUUCUACGACCCGUACCUGCAGGACGGGCUGGAGCGCUCGCUGGGCGUGCAGCGGGUCUACACGCUGCAGGACCUGCUCUACCAGAGCGACUGCGUGUCCCUGCACUGCAACCUCAACGAGCACAACCACCACCUCAUCAACGACUUCACCAUCAAACAGAUGCGUCAGGGGGCCUUCCUGGUCAACGCUGCCCGGGGGGGUCUGGUGGAUGAGAAGGCCCUCGCCCAGGCCCUGAAGGAGGGAAGGAUACGAGGGGCCGCCCUGGACGUCCACGAGACGGAGCCCUUCAGCUUUGCCCAGGGCCCGCUGAAGGACGCACCCAACCUGAUCUGUACCCCCCACACGGCCUGGUACAGCGAGCAGGCCUCCCUGGAGAUGAGGGAGGCGGCCGCCACCGAGAUACGCCGCGCCGUCACCGGCCGUAUUCCUGACAGCUUAAGGAACUGUGUGAACAAGGAGUUCUUCGUGUCUUCGACGCCGUGGGGCGUUAUCGACCAGUCGGUCCACCCGGAGCUCAACGGCGCCUCCUACAGGUACCCAGCGGGGGUGGUGGGCGUGGCCCCCGGCGGCAUGCCCGGGGCCCUGGAGGGCAUGGUGCCCGGGGGGGUGCCGAUCGCCCACAGCCUGCCCUCCGGCACCCACCCGUCCCAGGCGCCGUCGCCCAACCAGCCCACCAAACACGGCGAGACGCGGGAGCACCUCACCGAGCAAUAG
Molecule: messenger RNA, 1827 nt
Organism: Gadus chalcogrammus (walleye pollock)
Lineage: Eukaryota; Metazoa; Chordata; Actinopteri; Gadiformes; Gadidae
Product: C-terminal-binding protein 2
Exons: 9
Coding region: 529-1827 (432 amino acids)
Molecular function (GO): NAD binding; transcription corepressor activity; oxidoreductase activity, acting on the CH-OH group of donors, NAD or NADP as acceptor
Source: RefSeq, a predicted model, not a curated record